CGCAGUGCUGAAGGUUCCCACCCGGAGAGGUGUCCGACGCUCUUGCAGACCGGCAACAUGGCGUGGUCCGGAAAUAAGGCAGCUGUUGUGCUGUGUAUGGAUGUGGGCUUUGCUAUGAGUAACUCCUGUCCUGGUGAAGAAUCUCCUUUUGAACAAGCAAAGAAAGUGAUGACCAUGUUUGUCCAACGACAGGUGUUCGCUGAGAGCAAGAAUGAGAUUGCUUUGGUCCUCUUUGGUACAGAUGGUACUGAGAAUGCCCUUGCUGCUGGGGACCAGUAUCAGAACAUCACAGUGCACAGACACCUGAUGCUACCAGAUUUUGAUUUGCUAGAGGACAUUGAAAGCCGAAUCCAACCAGGUUCUCAACAAGCUGACUUCCUGGAUGCCCUGAUUGUGUGCAUGGAUGUGAUUCAGAGUGAAACUGUAGGAAAGAAGUUUGAGAAGAAGCAUAUUGAAGUGUUCACUGACCUCAGCAGCCCCUUCAGCAAAGAUCAGCUAGAUAUUAUAAUUCAUAACUUGAAGAAAUCUGGCAUCUCCCUCCAGUUCUUUUUGCCCUUCCCAAUUGCCAAGAUAAAUGGUACUGGGGACAGAGGAGAUGGCAGCUUGUACUUAGAUGAUCGUGGACCCUCCUUUCCUCAAAAAGGUAUUACUGAGCAGCAAAAAGAAGGCAUUCAGAUGGUGAAAAAUGUGAUGAUGUCUUUAGAAGGUGAAGAUGGGCUGGAUGAAAUUUAUUCCUUCCGUGAGAGUCUGAGACAACUAUGUGUCUUUAAGAAAAUUGAGAGGCGUUCCAUGCCCUGGUCCUGCCAGCUGACCAUUGGCUCCAAUUUGUCUAUAAAGAUUGUGGCCUAUAAAUCGAUUACUUUGGAGCAAAUUAAAAAGACUUGGAUGGUUGUGGAUGCAAGAACCCUAAAGAAAGAAGAUAUACAAAAAGAAACAGUUUAUUGCUUAAAUGAUGAUGAUGAAACUGAAGUUCCCAAAGAAGAUACUAUUCAAGGGUUCCGCUAUGGAAGCGAUAUAGUUCCUUUCUCUAAAGUGGAUGAGGAACAAAUGAAAUACAAAUCGGAGGGGAAGUGCUUCUCUGUUUUGGGAUUUUGUAGAUCUUCUCAGGUCCAGAGAAAAUUCUUUAUGGGAAGUCAAGUUCUAAAGGUCUUUGCAGCAAAAGGUGAUAAGGCAGCAGCAGUUGCACUUUCCUCCUUGGUUCAUGCCUUGGAUGAAUUAGACAUGGUGGCUGUAGUUCGAUACAUUUAUGACAGAAGAGCUAAUCCUCAAGUUGGUGUGGCUUUUCCUUAUAUCAAGGAUGCCUAUGAGUGCUUAGUGUAUGUGCAGCUGCCUUUCAUGGAAGACUUGCGGCAAUAUAUGUUUUCAUCCCUGAAAAAUAAUAAGAAAUUUACUCCCACAGAGGCACAGUUGAGUGCUGUUGAUGCUUUAGUCGACUCUAUGAGCUUGGUAAAGGAAGACAAGGAGGAAGACACCAUUGAAGACUUGUUUCCAACCACCAAGAUCCCAAAUCCUGCAUUUCAGAGAUUAUUUCAGUGUACUACUGUGAAGCAAAGCCAGAACUGCUCCAGCCAUGAAGAGGGUCCCACUGCUAAAAAAUGUAAGACUGAGGAAGGGGAAGCCCACUUCAGUGUUUCUGGCCUGGCUGAAGUCAGUAUCACAAAGGUUGGAAGUGUGAAUCCUGUUGAAAACUUCCGUGCUCUAGUGAGACAGAAGAAUGCCAGCUUUGAGGAAGCAUGUCAUCAGCUAAUAAGUCACAUUGAACAGUUUUUGGAUACUAACGAAACACCAUAUUUUAUGAAGAGCAUGGACUGCAUCAAAGCCUUCCGGGAAGAAGCCAUUCAGUUUUCAGAAGAACAGCACUUCAACAGUUUCAUGAAAUCCCUUCGAGAGAAAGUGGAAGUUAAACAGUUAAAUCAUUUCUGGGACAUUGUUGUUCAGGAUGGAAUCACUCUGAUCACCAAAGAUGAAGCCUCUGGAAGUUCUGUCACAGCUGAGGAAGCCAAAAAGUUUCUGGCCCCCAAAGAAAAACCACAUGAAGACAAAGCAGCCAUGUUUGAAGAAGGUGGUGAUGUAGACGAUUUGCUGGACAUGAUGUAGGUCAUGGAUGUUUGGGGAAUCUAAGAGAGCUGCCAUCUUCAUAGUGCUGGAGACUCUAAACACAACAACCUGGAAGCCAUUCAGGGGAACCCGAAGCUGUGGAGAUCAUUUCAACAGGUUACUUGGAAGUGAAUUCCCCUCCAUCUCUAUGGCGUGAACACAUGCAUACAUGUUGUAAGAGAUAAUUCAGACCUUAUGCAAAGUUUAUAAAGAGGCAUUCUUACUUUUUGUUUGGCGUAUUA
This is a messenger RNA of Marmota flaviventris (yellow-bellied marmot), 2339 nucleotides long. The record is from RefSeq and is a predicted model, not a curated record. Lineage: Eukaryota; Metazoa; Chordata; Mammalia; Rodentia; Sciuridae.